Messenger RNA from Microbotryum saponariae, 196 nucleotides. Lineage: Eukaryota; Fungi; Basidiomycota; Microbotryomycetes; Microbotryales; Microbotryaceae. The record is from the annotation of a GenBank genome assembly.
AUGCUGCCCGAGGGCAAAGAAGGCACGAAGGACGACGGCAGAGCCGCGUUCGAGAAGAGCGCCGAGAAGUUGAUCGACAUCGUUUCGAAUGGAUCGGGCGGGGGGUUGCGGAACGAGCCGAACCGACGAAGCCUGUGAGCACAGCGGCCUAGCGCAGGACGCAGGCAGGGCGCCGAAGGGCGCCGAGCUGCGCUGA